AUGCUCAUCAGUGUCGCCAUCCUCGCCGCGGCCGCAGUCACCCUCGCCGCUCCCGCAAACUUGAGGGCCGUCGCCGAGGCCCGCAACGACCCCGUCGAGGCCUCCCUCCCGUUACCUAUCCCAGAAAAGCGUUACCCAGCCCCGCUCCUGCCCGAAGGCGAGAUCUGCAAUACCAAGCGCUCGCCGUGCGCCAGGGACUACUGCUACCGCUGCUGCGACGACGGCAAGCACGCUUGCCUCGCCCCAGGGUCCCUGUGCUACAAGGACACUCGCGGGGUGUACAUGUGUUUCGAUUACAAGACCGCCGUGCAAUGGAUCUAA
This is a messenger RNA of Cutaneotrichosporon cavernicola, 321 nucleotides long. RefSeq lists its product as uncharacterized. Lineage: Eukaryota; Fungi; Basidiomycota; Tremellomycetes; Trichosporonales; Trichosporonaceae. The record is from RefSeq and is a predicted model, not a curated record. Bases 1 to 321 code for a protein of 106 amino acids. The transcript has 3 exons.